Messenger RNA from Ceratotherium simum simum (southern white rhinoceros), 1162 nucleotides. NCBI's taxonomy places the organism in Eukaryota, Metazoa, Chordata, Mammalia, Perissodactyla, Rhinocerotidae. The record is from RefSeq and is a predicted model, not a curated record.
CUAUCAGUGUCAGGAAUGCAAGCAGAGCUACAUUUGUCCCUCACAUCUAAGGAUUCACCCUGGGGAGAACCCUUAUGGAUGUAAAUUAUGUGGGAAAACCUUUCCUUAUUUCUAUUCCCUCACUCAACACAUCAGGAGUCACACUACAGAGAAAAACUAUGGAUGCGAGCAAUGUGGGAAAGCCUUCAGUGAGUUCUCCAGUCUUACCAGACACUUGAGGACUCACAGUGGAGAGAAGCCAUAUAAGUGUAAGGAAUGUGGGAAAGCCUUCAUUUAUCCCUCAAUCUUUCAAAGACACAUGAUCACACACACUGGGGAGAAGCCCUAUGAAUGUAAAGUUUGUGGGAAAACUUUUCGUCAUCCCUACUCCCUCACUCAACAUAUAAAGACGCACACAGCCAAGAAAAGCUAUGAAUGCAAGCAAUGCAGCAUAGCCUUCAAUGCGUCCUCCAGUCUGACUAGACAUGAGAAAACCCACACUGGAGAGCAGGCAUAUCAGUGUAAGGAAUGUGGGAAAGCCUUUCCUUAUCCCUCCACCUUUCGGAGGCACAUGAUAACACACACUAGAGAGAAGCCAUAUGAAUGUAAACAGUGUGGGAAAACCUUCAGUUAUCCCCAGUCUUGCCAAAGACAUGAAAAGACUCACACUGGAGAGAAACUCUAUGAGUGUAAGGACUGUGGGAAAGCCUUCAGUUGGCCUGAAACCUUUCAAGUGCACGUGAGAAUGCACACUGGCGAGAAACUCUAUAACUGUGAAGACUGUGGGAAAGCGUUCAGUUCUCCUAAGUCCUUUCAAGGUCAUGUGAGGACUCACACUGGAGAGAAACCUUAUACAUGUACACAGUGUGGAAAGGCCUUCAGUUGGCCCUCAUCCUUACAGAAACAUGUGAGAAUGCACACUGGAGAGAAACCCCAUGAAUGUGAACAGUGUGGAAAAGCCUUCAAGUGGCCCUCGUCCUUUCGAAACCACGUGAGAAUGCACACUGGAUAGCAACUCCACGAAUGCAUGAAAUAGUCAAAGGUUUCAGUAAGUCAUACUUUCUGUGGAGGAAUACUAUAACUGAAAUUAAUGUUGGAACACCUCAUGCUGGUUAUUGUGUACUGCUCCAGAAAAUUCACACAAGGAGAGAAAUAUUAUAGAAGUUAUAGAUGGGGUAUUGUC